AUGUCCUGCUACAACUCGUGCCUGCCCUGUCGGCCCUGCGGCCCAACCCCACUGGCCAACAGCUGCAAUGAGCCCUGUGUCCAGCAGUGCCAGGACUCCAGAGUCGUCAUCCAGCCUUCUCCCGUGGUGGUGACCCUGCCCGGACCCAUCCUCAGCUCCUUCCCACAGAACACCGCUGUGGGCAACUCCACCUCUGCUGCCGUUGGCAGCAUCCUGAGCUCGGAGGGAGAGUCCAACCAAUUCUCCGGCAUCAGCGGCCUCAACUGUGGCAGGAGGUGCCUCCCCUGCUAA
This is a messenger RNA of Apaloderma vittatum (bar-tailed trogon), 291 nucleotides long. Its product is annotated as feather beta keratin-like. Bases 1 to 291 code for a protein of 96 amino acids. Gene Ontology annotation, molecular function: structural constituent of cytoskeleton. NCBI's taxonomy places the organism in Eukaryota, Metazoa, Chordata, Aves, Trogoniformes, Trogonidae. The transcript has a single exon. Gene Ontology annotation, cellular component: intermediate filament. The record is from RefSeq and is a predicted model, not a curated record.